AAUAGUGUACAAUGAUACUCUUGCAUAAAACCGACGAUAACAACUAAUACUGAAGCUACAGUCUUGUGUUUUAUUAAGUGUAAGAGGCUUUGUUUCUAGCGCGUGACGUGCAAUCAUGAAGUUCUCGCUAAUAGUAGGGCUAAGUCUUCUUACCUGUUCAGCGGCAUUGCACAUGGUAGUGCCAAUAUACCUUCGAGAGGCAUGGUACGCGAUGAUCUCUCCGUACAUAAGCGAAUGCGUUUGCGAAACGCGUGUCGAUCCGAGCUUUGUCCGAAGAACUUUUUUGGAAACGGAGUUUCCCGACGAUUCCUGUCUAAAAUGUUUCAUGAAGUGCGUUGGCUUUUUAUUAAACGUAAUGAAUGCAGCUACCGGUGAAUGGAAUGAAAAAGAACUGGUACGACAGGUCGCAGGGGUAACCCCCGAAAUUGCAAGCACUUGCAAUAAUCAAACUGCGGGCCUAGUGGACGUGUGCGAAAAAACGUUCAAUUUCUACCAAUGCUUGGUUUAUAGCGUCAUGGUCGAGGAAUACUACGACCAUAAGAACUAACCUGAUCAUAUUCAAAUAUAUCACAAAUUUGAUGUAGUCAAUAAAGGAUUUAAAUUAA
Photinus pyralis (common eastern firefly) is the source of this 605-nucleotide messenger RNA. RefSeq lists its product as uncharacterized. The transcript is spliced from 2 exons. The coding region runs from base 116 to 547 and encodes 143 amino acids. Gene Ontology annotation, molecular function: odorant binding. The record is from RefSeq and is a predicted model, not a curated record. NCBI's taxonomy places the organism in Eukaryota, Metazoa, Arthropoda, Insecta, Coleoptera, Lampyridae. Gene Ontology annotation, biological process: sensory perception of smell.